Molecule: messenger RNA, 1994 nt
Organism: Pseudophryne corroboree (corroboree frog)
Lineage: Eukaryota; Metazoa; Chordata; Amphibia; Anura; Myobatrachidae
Gene: MIS12
Product: MIS12 kinetochore complex component
Exons: 2
Coding region: 256-939 (227 amino acids)
Biological process (GO): mitotic sister chromatid segregation; mitotic cell cycle; kinetochore assembly
Cellular component (GO): MIS12/MIND type complex; chromosome, centromeric region; nucleus
Source: RefSeq, a predicted model, not a curated record
CACAUGAUGCACAAAAAUCACUCAGCAUUAGGGUUGUGAUAGAAAACGAACAAAAUGUGGAGGCAAAAGUAAUAUGAAGUAUGUCAGAUAUCUGUGAUUGGUAACGUGUCAGCAAGAAGGGAAUUUCGGCGCUGUUCCUAAAAAUGAACCGAUGAGUUUCCCGAAACAAUCAUGGCCGUUUCUGAUCUUCCUGGUCUCGCGAGACAGUCACAGGAUGCACUGUUACAAGUGACUGGUCUCCUCUGAAAAUUUAUAAUGUCUGUUGCUCCAAUGUGCUAUGAAACCCAAUUUUUUGGGUUUACACCACAAACCUGCAUACUCAGACUAUACAUUUCUUUUCAAGACUACUUAUUUGACAUGUUGCUGCUUGUGGAGACUGUAAUCCUGAAGAAACUAACGAAAUACCCAGACUGUGGAAUAAGUCGCUUUGAUAUUCGAGAAGGCACUGAAAAGUAUCUGAGUUUUAUAAAUGAACACUUCAAUCUCUUGUUUCAGAAAAUAGAGAAUUGUCUUUUAAAGCUGGUGCUGAAAAUACCCAGGAAUAUUCUGUUGUCGGAAGAUAAGGUUCAUGCCGAAUAUCCUUACACUAAAGAAGAGUUUGAUGAUCUGCAGAGUGUAACGAAGACUUUACAGGAGCAGUACAAGGCAGAAACAUUUGCUACCAAGUCCCUUUUAGCUGAGCUGGAAGAACAAGCAAGUGUCCAGUCUGAGCUGGAAGAGAUUCUGACACUGUUUGAUAAGUUGGACAAAAGUAGCAGAGAGCAUGGGAAUAUAGAUUUGGAGAGUUUUGCAUUUAUGGUUCAGACUUCAAAGAAACUGGAGGUCACUGUGAAAGAAAUAGAUAUGAAACAUAAAAAACUUAAACUUGAUUUGACUUGCAGUACUCCAGUCCGAUUAAGAGCACGAAGAUCUAAUAAGUCAAAAAUGACAUUUUAUUGAAUCUUUUUUUUAUUUAUUUUUUUAACUUGGAAAUCUGAAUGUUGUAAUAAAAAAAAAAUUAUAUAUUUUGAUAAUCUAUCCCUUUUACCCUAAAUUGAAUUGAGAGGACACCUCCCCAAAGAUUUCCCUCCUUGGUGUCUGCAGUGAAUUUCGGCUGUGGGUCUGAUUUGCGAAUAACUUGCUGCAAUCACUGUCUUUCCCACCGCUUCCAUUUCACAAAUUGAGCUGCAUAGAUGAGGACCCAGACAGGGAAUUUCAUGGGAGUGACGCACACUUCACUUAAGGCAUUGAAAGGAUGAUUACUAUGAAAUAUUGAUUAUUGUAUAUAUACCAAUGUAAUACUUUUUAAAUAGCUAUAAAACACACGUCUAUCUUUUUCAAAGGGGGCAAUUCACUUACAUGUGACCUGCUGCCACCUCGCACUGCACUUAUAACAGUAAUUGGGGUAGGCUGUGAUCAGAAAUCAGCCACUGAGACAUGCCACGCAUUUGGAAUAAUUUAUUUGGCCACAGACUGUCCGGAGGAUUCAAUGUAUGCAGCAAUUCUCACCAAUAUUCAGAAUUUAACCAUUGGUUCAGAAUAUAGAGUGAGGCACUGUAGUACACACACCAAGUUUACCUUUCACUUCAUAAAAAUACACUGCUAAUUACAAUUGUAUAUCACAAACAGUGGAAGACAAUCACCUCUAGAUACAUGCUGGCAGAUUUAUAUAAUGGAAUGAAAGCGUUAGCCGAUGUUAGUUUCUCAUUGGAUACACUUGUAUUUUGGGUCUAGUUCUUCUAAAGACAAUGUUUUUGAGGUCCAACAAGAGGCUUUACUGAAAAAUUGCUUGCAAUUAAUAAGAGUAUUGUGUAAUUUGAUGGCCACUGACUAUAAUUUUAGCUGAGAUUAUAAUAUUGAAAUCGUUUUACAAUUAAAUACUGUAAGUGUAAACGUUUUCUGAACCCUCAAGUUAUUCAAAUUAAAUAUAAUCACUUUUGUUAUCUGGAGAUUUCCAAAGGACUAGAGUUAGCAGGAGCUUAUAUGCAAUAAAUAAUGAUUUUUAGGCAUUUGAA